AUGGCGGCGACGCUGCGGCUCCAGAGCGACUGGCACCAGGCGCUGAGGAGGGACGAGGGCGAGGCCUGGCUGAGCUGCCGGAGCCCUGGGAAGCCCACCCUGUACGGCAGCCUGAGGAGCCGUGGGCUCGGCACUGAUGGUGUCCCAGACAUCGCUGCCUCCGAGGGCUUCGUGGUUGGAGAAGUCACCAAGAAAAGCAUCCUCAUUUCUUGUCCUCAUGAAAAUGUCUCCACAAAAUUCCUGGCUCCCUACACAACUUUCUGUAGGAUCCAUCAGAAAAGUGUCACCUGUCUUGAUAUUUCCAGUGGUGGAGGCCUUGGUGUGUCUACCAGCACAGAUGGGACCAUGAAGAUCUGGCAGGCUGCAAAUGGAGAAGUCAGAAGGCUGUUGGAAGGCCAUGUCUAUGAUGUGAAUUGUUGCAGGUUUUUCCCAUCAGGCCUGGUGGUUCUGAGUGGGGGAAUGGAUGCCCAGCUCAAGAUCUGGUCAGCAGAAGAUGCCAGCUGUGUGGUCACCUUCAAAGGUCACAAAAGAGGGAUUUUGGACACUGCCAUUGUGGACAGGGGCAGGAAUGUCCUCUCCUGCUCUCGGGACGGCACCGCUCGGCUGUGGGACUGCGGCAAGUCCACCUGCCUGGGGGUCGUGGCCGACUGCGGCGCUCCGCUCAACGGCGUCGCCGUGGGCACUGCUGACAGCUCCCUCCGCCUGGGCACCCCUCAGGAAGCUCCUAGUGAACGUGAGGUUGGGACAGAAGGGAAGCUCCUGCUGCUGGCUCGAGAAGAUAAGAAGCUCCAGGGAGUGGGACUGCAGAGCAGGCAGCAGGUCUUCCUCUUCAUGGGAUCUGAUGCCUUCAACUGCUGCACAUUCCUCUCGAGUACCUACAUCCUGGCAGGGACUCAGGAUGGGAACAUUUACCAGCUGGAUGUGAGGAACACCAAUGCUCCAAUCCAGGUCAUCCACAGAUCAGGAGCUCCAGUGCUUUCACUGCUCCCAUACCGAGAUGGAUUUGUUGCCAGCCAAGGGGAUGGAACCUGCUUCAUCAUGCAGCAAGACCUCGACCAUGUCCUCGACCUCACAGAAGCUGACUGCGACCCUGUCUACAAGGUAGCUUCUUGGGAGAAGGAAAUUUACACCUGCUGCAGAGAUGGGAUCGUGAGGAGAUACCAACUUGCUGACCUUUAAGUGUCUGUACAAGCCAUAGACUGAAGUGAGGAGAGAGCUCUUCCAAGCUUAUUUUCAUGCUUGAUUUGUUCCUGAGUCU
Indicator indicator is the source of this 1258-nucleotide messenger RNA. It is a transcript of the gene PAAF1, whose product is annotated as proteasomal ATPase associated factor 1. The record is from RefSeq and is a predicted model, not a curated record. NCBI's taxonomy places the organism in Eukaryota, Metazoa, Chordata, Aves, Piciformes, Indicatoridae. Gene Ontology annotation, molecular function: protein binding. The transcript has 12 exons. The coding region runs from base 1 to 1179 and encodes 392 amino acids.